Molecule: messenger RNA, 580 nt
Organism: Drosophila eugracilis
Lineage: Eukaryota; Metazoa; Arthropoda; Insecta; Diptera; Drosophilidae
Exons: 1
Coding region: 41-436 (131 amino acids)
Biological process (GO): vacuolar proton-transporting V-type ATPase complex assembly
Cellular component (GO): endoplasmic reticulum membrane
Source: RefSeq, a predicted model, not a curated record
AAAAGGCAGGUUCAUCUAUUAAGAGUAUUUGCCCGAUACGAUGGGCAAGAAGAAUAAGAAACAGUCUGCGGAAUUCGUGGCACCUGCUAUCGAUGAUUCUUCAGAAGUAAUUGAUCCUCCCGUGGAGCAUUAUCCCCAGGAGGAGGACACCAGUGCCGAAGUGUUUCUCUGGCUGCUAGCUUACAGUGUUCUCAUGUUCACGCUGCCUUUCUUGGGCUUCUACGGCGUGCGCAGCUGGCUGCAAGAGUCAUUUCCUCAACUGGAUCUCUUCACGGUCAACUGUUGGUCUGUUCUUACGGCAGUGGUAGUCGUAAACCUAGUGGUAGCUAUGUAUGUGCUGAAGGCUUUCCGCGAGAAGCCGCCACCACCGUUGGAGUCGGUACUUCAGGAUGAGAAAGAUGAGCCUGAAGCUGUAGAGCCCAAGAAGGAUCAAUAAUUUGAGUAGGCUACAUCUGACAACAGAGUAUUUACGAAACGUCGGACUUAAUACCAUCUUUGGAACCCGAUUUCCAAGACAUUAAAAUCCUUUUAAGGAUUAGUAACAUUUCAUUACCCUUAAUAAAUCUUUAUCUUGACACAA